AUGGAGGAACCAAUGCUGAGACUACUCGAUCUUAGCAAACCUUUUGAGGUACACAUUGAUGCAUCAGAUUCUGCUAUUGGUGGUGUACUCAUGCAGGAUGGACACUCAUUGGCUUUCAAGAGUCGGAAGCUCAAUGACAUGGGGCAAAGGAUACGAGAGGGCUUGUUGCAUGAUCCCCAUGCCAAAAGUCUAUUGGAGCUUGUCAAAGAUGGGAAGACAAGAAGAUUUUGGCCCGAUGAUGGUGUUCUUUAUGCAACAAGGAAGAGGAUCUAUGUUCCAAGGUGGGACAAUCUGAAGCACUAUGUGAGUGCCAACCAGCGAGAUUGGGCAAAGUUGUUGGAUGUUGCUCAGUUCUCAUACAACUUGCAGCGGUCGGAGUCAACAGGGUCAAGUCCUUUUGAGUUGGCAACAGGACAACAACCUAUGACACCAAACACAGUGGUGUCAGGCUACACGGGGAGUAGCCCAGCUGCAUACAAGACGGCCAAAGAGUGGCAGGUGACUAAUGAGCUGGCUCGGGCUCAAUUGGAGAAAGCAAAUCGGAAGAUGAAGAAAUGGGCGGACAAGCAUAGGCGAGAUGUUAUGUUCCAACCAGGUGAUAUUGUCUUUGUGAAGCUCAACCCCGCUCAACACAAGUCCACUAGAAAGUUACACAAGGCGUUGUUGAAGAGAUAUGAGGGCCCAUUUCCUAUCAUCCGAUCAGUGGGAAGAGCUGCUUACCGUGUGGAACUAUCACCCUGA
Messenger RNA from Prunus armeniaca (apricot), 741 nucleotides. Lineage: Eukaryota; Viridiplantae; Streptophyta; Magnoliopsida; Rosales; Rosaceae. The record is from the annotation of a GenBank genome assembly.